AUGCGCUUUCCCAACCAGUCAGCCACGUUGCAGGCUCUGUGCGAGGUGUCGGGUGUAGCAAGAAUCAAAGUAGAAAACGCACAUGACUACCAGGACGUCACCAGCAUGGUGGCAAUGGCCAAGACCUAUGCCACCACGGAGGCCUUCAUCGACUCCAAGUACGACAUCCGCAUCCAGAAAAUCGGGUCCAACUACAAGGCUUACAUGAGAACCUCCAUCUCUGGAAACUGGAAGGCCAACACAGGCUCUGCCAUGCUGGAGCAGGUGGCCAUGACAGAGAGGUACAGGCUGUGGGUAGACAGCUGCUCAGAAAUGUUUGGCGGCCUGGACAUCUGCGCUGUCAAGGCCGUGCACAGCAAGGAUGGCAGAGAUUACAUCAUUGAGGUGAUGGACAGCUCGAUGCCCCUGAUUGGAGAGCACGUGGAAGAGGACAAACAACUGAUGGCCGACCUCGCUGUCUCCAAAAUGAGCCAGUUCCUGAUGCCAGGGGGCACAGUGCCCUCGCCCCUGAGGCCCUGGGGCACCAGUCAAUAG
Molecule: messenger RNA, 534 nt
Organism: Ceratotherium simum simum (southern white rhinoceros)
Lineage: Eukaryota; Metazoa; Chordata; Mammalia; Perissodactyla; Rhinocerotidae
Source: RefSeq, a predicted model, not a curated record